This is a messenger RNA of Microcebus murinus (gray mouse lemur), 2905 nucleotides long. It is a transcript of the gene MEOX1, whose product is annotated as mesenchyme homeobox 1. The record is from RefSeq and is a predicted model, not a curated record. Gene Ontology annotation, biological process: somite development; positive regulation of transcription by RNA polymerase II. Gene Ontology annotation, molecular function: RNA polymerase II cis-regulatory region sequence-specific DNA binding; DNA-binding transcription factor activity, RNA polymerase II-specific. Gene Ontology annotation, cellular component: nucleus. NCBI's taxonomy places the organism in Eukaryota, Metazoa, Chordata, Mammalia, Primates, Cheirogaleidae.
AGCCCUCUGCAGGGAUUCGCUCCAGGGUCCGAGUCGAGCUCCCCAUCAGCUGGUGCGUCUGGGCUGGGACAGUGAAAAUGUUCAGUGUCAUCGGCGACAAAUACACGUACAAGGGACCCCAGUAGGCAGGCCGGUGUGCUGGAGGGCAGGAGGCGAGGAGCGAGGCCAGACACAGGUGUGUGCACGCGCACAGGGUAGCUGGCCACGUGUGUGCACGCUCUAAGGAGAGACUUUAGUUUUGGUUUUUGUUUUGGUUUCUGGGGUGAACUUUCUGUUGAACGCUUUUCCCUCCUAUUUACGCUUUUUCCCCCCAUUUUUAAAAAUUUGCAUACAAAAAGUGAAGAGUGAAAUCUUUGAAAGGACCAAGGCGUGCAGCGGACAGCAGAUGGAUCCCUCAGCCAGCAGCUGCAUGAGGAGCCCCCAGCCCCCAGCCCCCAUCUGGGGCUGCCUUCGAAACCCCCACUCCGAAGGCAGUGGGGCCUCAGGGCUACCCCACUACCCGCCAACCCCGUUCUCCUUCCACCAGAAACCAGACUUCCCAGCGACAGCGACGGCAGCCUACCCUGACUUCUCGGCCUCCUGCCUGGCGGCCACCCCACACAGCCUGCCCCGGGAGGAACGCAUCUUCACCGAGCAGCACCCCGCCUUCCCGCAGCCCCCCGACUGGCCCUUCCCUGUCUCGGAGGCUCGGCGCAGGCCCCACUCAGGCCCACCUGGCGGUUCCAGAGAGAUGGGGACCAGCAGCCCAGGCCUGGUGGAUGCCACAGGAGGCCCAGGAGAGGACUACAGGGUGCUUGGGAGCACUGCCAACGAGACAGAGAAGAAAUCAUCCAGACGGAAAAAGGAGAGUUCAGACAACCAGGAGAACGGAGGGAAGCCGGAGGGCGGCAGCAAGGCCCGCAAGGAGAGGACGGCCUUCACCAAGGAGCAGCUGCGGGAGCUGGAGGCCGAGUUCGCUCACCACAACUACCUGACCCGGCUCCGCAGAUACGAGAUCGCCGUAAACCUGGACCUCUCCGAGCGGCAGGUCAAAGUGUGGUUCCAGAACCGAAGGAUGAAGUGGAAGCGCGUGAAGGGGGGUCAGCCCAUCUCCCCCCAUGGGCAGGACCCGGAGGAUGGGGACUCUACAGCCUCUCCAAGUUCAGAGUGAGAUUCUCCGUGGAGAAUAAAAAAGACUGCGACUGAGCCCCCUACCUUCACCCCAAUCCCACCCUCACCUUCUUCCCACUCAUCCCAGGGCAGCCUCUCCACAUCUUGCAUUGACUCUUGGAUAUGAAGCUGUCCAGUGUUUCCCAGAAAGUUCUGUCCAGCAUUCCUCUGUCUUAGCAGCCCCCUCCCAGGGCCUUUGCUUCCCCCACUCUCGUGGAAUCACACAGUGAUCCUACCAGACAGGACAAGCCUGGAAAUAGCUCCAGGGACACUUCUUCUCAGGGUCUCUUGGCUGCCACCCACACCUCCUCCUACCACCUUCCUCCUAUGAGCCAGGCUUCCUCCAGGGCUGGACACCACCUGGCCUGCUGAGAGAGGAGCCUUGGAACCAGCUGGUGACUCAUGAAAGCAAAUGCUCCAGAAGAAAGGAAAUGACUGAGACACACACAACCUGGCCCACCUUUCCUCUUUGGGCUGACUUCUGGGCCCCUUGGUAUCCCCAAACCCCAGGGAAAAUCAGUAUGAGGAGGGUCGAGGUCAGCACUCAGCUGCUGCGAGUCAGGAACCCAUCCCUAUCUUCAAAUUUGUUUGCUAAGUGGGCAAAUUUUGGAGCAUUGACUGGGAGAAGACAGAAAAAUAGCCUGUGUAGGUCUCUGUGUCCUCAUAUAGUAUGGCCAGUCCACACUGGCUUGACUGGGUGGAUGAUAGUAAACCCAGGACGGCAUCUGCUGCUUCACAAUGAAUUUAGGGUGACAGCUGGGACUGUCAAGCGGUGCUCCAGAGAAGAGGAGCAGCUACUCCUUUGAAUCCACGAUUUCUGGAUUGAAAACCUCUCCAGAUGCUUACAUUACUGAGCACGGGGCUGGAAAGUGGCCUCUGCAUCCUGGGAGUGGGAGAUGAUAGGACGGCUGCUGGGUGGGGCCCUAGAGCUGUGGCACCCUGGAGGGGACAGCUCUCCAGCUGUGGUGUCCUGUGACUACAGAAGGGGACAAGAAAACAGUCCCUCUUCCUCCACAGGGUGCAUUUGAGCUCCUCCUAUGUGUUCCACAAAUGCUGUUACUGUGAGAGGAGCUGCUAGGGUUAUGUGUGUGGACUGCUCAGACUUCAGCCAGGUCAUCCCAGGGUGCCACUUGAGGACUGAUGACCAAACAACCUGGGGCAACUGAAGUCCUGGAAAGAGACAGCCCCUCUUCCCAGUGCUGCCCCCCACCAUACCAGCUGGUGUUGCAGAGGGAGGUUAGCAAGAGUUUGGAUCUCUUGUAUGUAGAUGUCAUCGUCCACGUGUAAAAAUAACCCCACCUCCCCACCCCAGAAAGGACAAACUCUAUGGAAAAUGAUUGCCAAAUGAGAUGGCUGGUUAGAGCAUGUAUGAUUUUUCUAAAGCAUACGUCAUAUAUUUUCUUAAGAUUACAUCAAGCUAACUGUGCAAGGUCAAUUCACUUUGUAAGAAAACUCUUGGAGAAAUAAAAUCAAGAAAAAAAAGCCAAGUACCCAGACCUUUUUCUUUACAGAGCUAAGAAUCACUUCUCUUGUGUGCAGCCUUUUGAUUCUCAUCUGAUGAUCACCCAGACAAUGUCUAAAAGCAACAGGUCAAAGAGAAGAAAUCAUCUAGACCAAGGCAUCUCCCUUAGAUCCUUUAAAAUGUGGGUGCAAAAGUAAUAAUUAUGUAAAAAAAACCUUUUCUCCAAGCAAAUGCGUUGUCUUCAUGGCCCACUGUACAAGUGUGACUCUCUGUUUCCCUAAUCUAUGACCUAUC